AGCGAAAGGCGAAAGGAUUACGAUUAGGGAAGAGCAGAGCAGCGAACAAACACAGCGGAAGGGAAAAAGAAAAAAGAAAGAAGGAAAACAGAGUACUCUGAUCUCCUCCCGUCCGACGAUUCCCCCAAAUUUCCAUUCUUUUUCGAUCGAUCCGCCUCCCACAAUGCAUAAUCUUGUGUCAAAUUGUUUGAUCCCCUGAUUCCGCCAAAUUUGCGCUAUCUUUUGGUGGUAAAUCUCGUUCAGUGGAGGUGGAGCUGUUGGGACAGUGAAGCAAUGCUGGCGACCAUGGAGGGCAGGAUGAAUGGUGGAUGCCAGCAUAAUUUCGGGGAGAUCAGUGAGGAGGAGCUGGCCGUGCUCCCUCGGCACACCAAGGUCAUCGUCACCGGCAACAACCGGACCAAAUCGGUUCUCGUCGGUCUCCAGGGGGUCGUCAAGAAGGCUGUGGGCCUUGGAGGUUGGCAUUGGCUGGUUUUGACAAAUGGGAUUGAAGUGAAGCUGCAACGUAAUGCACUUAGUGUUAUUGAAGCCCCUACAGGCAAUGAGGAAGACAAUGAAGUUGACUGUAACAAUACACACUGUAAUGGAUCAGCUUCUGGCUCUAUACAAUUACAAAAAACUCAAAGCUUUAGGAGCAGGCACCAUAAAGGAUCUUCUGAUAAAUCCUGGAGCAGGUCUCACUCUUGUGAUUCCCAGUCCAAGGGAUCUGUUUCCUCAUCCACGAUUAGCACAAAAGUUGACCUGAGCAAGUUAGAAACAACAGCACUGCAGAGAUAUUAUAGAUACUUUAAUCUAAUGGAUGAUAAUCCUAAUCCCUCCAAAGAGCAGUUGAUUGAAGUUGUUCAAAGGCAUUUUGUGUCGCAGCAAUUGGAUGAAGUGCAGGUAAUUGCUGGGUUCAUGCAAGCCGCAAAGAGGCUAAAGACCGUCUGCAGUUGAAUGUGGGUGACUUGUCGGGAAGCUAGCAGACUGGUGGCCUUCAUUAUGAAUCAGUCGCUAUUGGAUAGGCUGGAAACUAUAAUUGUACUGCAAGGAGCUUUGGCAACUGAAUGCGUAUAUCAGUUCGAAAUUCGUACUAUUCCAUUUACAAGAAAUGCCAUGUAAGUUAUGUGAAUCACGAGUCUAUAUGGAGCUCAUUAAGCUAAUUUAAUGGGAGAUGAUGAUGUUUUAACCUAAUAGUUGAGUUACUGUGUGUUCCAAAUGCUCUACAAAAUGGUGAUGAUAGGAUGCUUUGGUCUUAAUUAAUUACAUAGCCAGCUUUGUCUGUUCUAUUA
Molecule: messenger RNA, 1268 nt
Organism: Zingiber officinale
Lineage: Eukaryota; Viridiplantae; Streptophyta; Magnoliopsida; Zingiberales; Zingiberaceae
Exons: 7
Coding region: 274-933 (219 amino acids)
Biological process (GO): regulation of DNA-templated transcription
Cellular component (GO): histone deacetylase complex
Molecular function (GO): transcription coregulator activity; protein binding
Source: RefSeq, a predicted model, not a curated record